Messenger RNA from Diachasma alloeum, 6090 nucleotides. RefSeq lists its product as uncharacterized. Gene Ontology annotation, cellular component: plasma membrane. Bases 296 to 2299 code for a protein of 667 amino acids. Gene Ontology annotation, molecular function: calcium channel regulator activity; GTP binding; GTPase activity. Lineage: Eukaryota; Metazoa; Arthropoda; Insecta; Hymenoptera; Braconidae. The record is from RefSeq and is a predicted model, not a curated record. The transcript is spliced from 10 exons.
UUCCUUGCCAAAUACCCCGAAUCCGCCCGCCACCCCCGAGCACAAGGUUCACGGAUGUGUGGACAAUCGUAGCUCGGGUAAAGGAUCAAAGGGUGGUAUAAAAGAUACAGGGGAGUCGCAGUCGCCGCCAGCACGUGGAAGCAGUCAUCAUGCGACUGACAGUGCUAUCAAAGACGGCGAUCUCUUGGCACACGCUGCGUCCGCUCUCAAAAGGCUACACUUUAAAUCAGCGGGAGGGAGUCGCAGCUGUCGGACUGUACCCCCAGCCAUUACAACUGUUCCCCAGGUUGUCGUCAUGGGUUCUAGCACUGCCUCUAUCGACACGACUAUCUACAAUAGCACGGACAGUGCCAAGACGAUGGUCACAACGGUAACAACAGACUCUGAACAGCGAGACGACAGCCUGGACCUCAUCGACGAGCCCUCCGAGAUGUCACCACCAGCGAACCAUCCGGCCUCACCUCCCUUAAAAAUCGAUUCAACAAAUUUAGAAAAUUUAUCAAAGAGCACAACGGCCAAUGGUACACAUCAGCGCACGACUGCCCCAAGCGUCGAUGCACCAUGUGGAGAUAUACCAGGCGUUAGUCCGGUGAAUGGUGUUGGUGCACCACCACCGACACCCCUCAUCGGUGCACGUCAAGAAAAUCGUUUUACAUUUACUAGUGGAAAAACACCAGCAUUGCCAGACCUGCGAACGGCGGAUUUUAGUACCCCAGUUCGAGGAUCUGUGGACGCAGGCCAGCCAGAUCCCCAUCACUUGAACUCUAUGUUGGCCCUAGUAGCAGCUAAGGAGAGCAUUCUGCAAGAGGAGCCAGCAAUAAUAAAUCACAUAAACGCAAACUCACUCGUGUUGAGCAGAAAAAAUGAUGCACAAAUCAUCGGAGAUGGGAAAGAGAAGGCGAAACAAUCAAAGGUAUCGGCCAAGCCGAGUAUUAAUGUCACUACGAAUCCUCUGGAUAUAUCACUCUGCGGGACCCAGCCAACUUGCAAUACCCAGACCUCGGGUAGCACCAGAGGACGAGGGAGACCACCAGGUGGAAGCGCUGCCGGAACCAAGAGAACAGCCCAGGCGACAAUUGUCGUACAGCAGCCCUCUCUAUCACUGGAUGCACCAGCGGCAACGAUACUGCUGAGGCCGGACAUUGACGCCAGGCGGAGAGAGGAGAAUAUGCGACAGUUACUCGACGUUACCGAUACACUUACCUUCCAAGAGAUUCAUGACAUUGAAAUGAGAUACGGAAGCCCCCACCACAGUAGAUCUCAAUCGGUGAAAACGCCGGGCAGUCGUUCAUCGGGACGUCCAAAUUACCUGUGUCUUCCACAACAACGAUCUCGUGUCGCCAGUAUGCCGAAUACGGGAGUUGAGGAGGAAUACUACAGACUGAGGCACUUCAGCAUAACGGGAAAGGGAAUCGUCAACCGUGGUGAUUCUCUUAAAAGCCGACGAUCCCGUUCCAACAACAGCGUUGCCUCCAGCAACUCUAGUACGGAGCAUUUAACAGCCUCUUAUCCGGGCUCAGCGAGGAACUCAGCGGCUGGUUCGUUAGCGAGCUCACGUGAAAGCAGCGCAUCACAGGGAUCAACUCCUUAUCGUGUACUGAUGCUGGGUGCACCAUCUGUGGGAAAAAGCUCUCUCGUAUCGCAGUUCAUGACGUCCGAGUAUCUCCACGCCUAUGAUACGUCCAUCGAUGACGAAUCAGGGGAGAAAACUGUGAGUGUACUUUUGGCCGACGAGGAGUCCGAGCUCACGUUUAUCGACCAUCCGAGCGCUGAAAUGACGCCGGAAAAUUGCAUCUCCAUGUACGAGCCACACGCCUACUGCGUCGUUUACUCAACAACCGACAGAACAUCAGCGCGAGUAGCAGAGGAAGUUCUUCAAUCAUUAUGGCGGGCUGACCACGUGUCAGCGAGAGCUGUGAUUCUUGUGGGAAAUAAAGCGGAUCUCGUUAGAAGUCGAGACGUCGCCACCGAAGAGGGUAAAUCCAUGGCAACAGCGUACGAUUGUAAAUUCAUCGAGACAUCAGUCGGUAUAAAUCACAAUGUGGACGAGCUUCUCGUUGGUUUAUUAUCACAAAUACGACUGAAAAUGGAGAAUCCAGAGAGAACACGUGAUUUGUUUCGCAAGAGAUCACGGAAAACAAGGAGCAGAUCGCCUUUGGGCUCUUGCUCCGAGAAUAAUUCACCCAAGAAGUAUCGCGGUAGUCGCACCAGUGCCAGUCUCAAGGUAAGAAGUUUACUCGGUAAAGUGUGGGCAAGAGACAGUAAAUCCAAGAGCUGCGAGAAUUUACAUGUACUUUAAGAAUUUUCAUUGCACUUUGACAAUGGAAGACAACAAUUAAUUUAAUCGAUAGAAAAGUCAAACUGAGGGAGAAGUUAUAUCUGAUUUUUUACAAAGACUGAAAUUGUUGGGAUGGAAAUAAUCAUUCUGCCUCGACCGAAGUUAAGGGACAAGUAAAUUGUGAGAGGAAUGAAUGAAUGGUUGAGCUUGUGUCAGUGAAAAAUUUAAGAAAUUCGGAUGAUCCUGCCCUUCUAUUCGCACUCGUAAACUGAUUCUCAUUUGGGAGUUUUUCCGAGUUUCUUUUCAACUUUUUGAUUAUAGUUUCAAGUUUCAUGGGGGAAAAUACACUUUGGCAUUUACUUUUGCGCUCUGUUCUAUUUCAAUCCCCAAUUGUGGGGUCUCCUGGGCAUUCCUGGGAGCAGUAAAAAAUUUCAUUCAAACCCAAUGUCCCGAGAAAAAGGGUGGGAAUAUUAUUGCUGAACUAGUUUUUUUUAUAGAGUAUUGAAGCUACGCUGGAAUUUUUUAAUUUAAAAAUGCAAAUCAGUUGAUAUAUUUCUUCAAUGUCACAAGUUUUUGUUCGUAAUUGUGAAAUUGUGGGGGCGAGGCAGUUUGAGUUGAACUACCUGAAGGGGGUAGCAUAAUUAGAGGGGUAAGGGAACGCGGGGCAGAAUGGACAGUUCAGAUUUUUUUUGAAAAGGAAUUAUUCCAUUUCAUCAGCAACUGAAUAGUGUUUCAACAUUAAAAGAAAAUUCUAAAGUGUCCAUUGCCGGCUCUCGUUUCCUACAUUCGUCGAGAUUCAACACGAAUUUGUGGAUCGUUGAGCUUUAAAAAUGACGUAGGAUUAAUAUAAUAAUUCGAGGAAAAGAUUUAAGAGAGGAAAGGUGAAAGGAUACUGCACUGCAGCUGCGCAAAAACUACUCUCGUUAAUUACGAAGUGAAAUGAAAAGAACAUUAAAACGUUUGAGCUGUAUUUUUGAAUCCCAUUUCGAAUACGCUUGGAUCAUAGCAAUAGGUGAACUUACGAAUUUAAGAGAAAAUACAUGAAAUUAUAAAUUUUUGUCUCGUUGACACGAUUAUAAAUCACAGUAGGACAAUUUGUGGUAAAUCUUGUAUAUCAUUGUGCAUAACUAAUGGAUAAUUAUCCGAUGAUAUUUAUUAUAAAUCCUUAGAGUGAAAAUUUUACUCCUCAACGUUCGUGACCGUAACAUGAAUUUACACAAUUUUUUACAUUACGAUUUUGUACGUUGAAUCAUGAAAAAAAAAGAGAAACAAAUGAGUGGAAAAUUUUUUAAAAAAGUGAACAAGUACAUAGAUAUAUCGAAUCACUUGUACAUCAUCGAGAGGCGCGAUGGCCGACGCUAUAUCAUUUGAAACCUAUUCAUUUAUCUUAAGUUCAUCCCGAUUAUUUUCUUCAAUGACAAAUGAAAAAUUGUUCAAAGUACACGUGAAACUGCUAGAGUAGUUCAAUCGAGCUAAUGUCUAAUUCAUUACCGGAUGAAUUAAAUUGUUGGGUGGCAGGACAAUUUAUUGACACCCACACGAGGUCCAUUAGAUUAUAAGUCGUUGAUAAAUAGCCAACUGCAUAAAUGCGUCGCGUAUGUUGGGUCAUUAAAUCGAUAAUUUAUUUUUUUUCGAGGGAAAAUUCAAGGGGAAAAGUCGCCUGUUAAUUCGAUGAAAAACUCAUUGGAUGAAAUUUUCAAUUUAUUUUCUGGAGAGAUUGGAGAUCAUUCAUUUCUCUCUGGUUUCCCGCUGAAGAGUGCAUUCAAUUAAUAUUUUGCGUGCGCUCUUUGCACUCUCCAUUCCGCAAUUAUUCGGUUAUCAUGAUAUUUUCCACUUGAAUUUUGUCUCUGUGAAAAUGCAAUCAGCAAUCAUAGUGCAAUGGAACAACAGACAAGUACUUCGCACGAUCGUUAUUUCAGUGCUAUAAUUUUAACAGCAAGUGAGAUUGAAAACAAAUGUCUUUGCAUUCAGCACAAAAAAAAUUAAACCAAAAAUAUCUGGAUGUUCAAUACUCAAGUGGCCCCUUUGAAGAGAAUAAUCAUCUCGUGUUCGAGUGUUACCUUGUUCUCCCCAAGACUGUCUAAGAACCUCUUCGAGUUCGCAAUUAUUUCCCAAUCUCCAUUAUUACUCAUAAUAAUCAGUAGAACAAUUCAUUUCUUUGAAGGAGAAUUUUCAUUGAAGAAACUAUUUACUUGGGAAUAAAAAGAUAUCUCUACUCGUUAGCAUAAAGCUCGUAAAUAUAGAAUUGUUAUCUUAUUUUACUUUAAUUACGGAGAUGUAUGGCAUUGAGUGGAAUUUCAGACUCGGUCAUUAAUUAUAUCAUUCGUAGGAGUGGCAAAAAAAAUAAUGAGACAAAUAACAAAAUGAAAAAAUCUCCGAUUCGUUGGAUCUCACGUUUCAUUACGUAAAUUGCUAUUUGAUUAAUGGAAACCAUCAGCAUUAAUUAUUAAUGACAUGAAAGCAUGUCGAAAAAAGACUAGGAGAGCUAGGGGAAAUGAAUAUCGAAAUGAGCGAAACUAAUUUACAUGUUUCGAUGAUAAAUGUCAUAAUCAAAAUGUUGAAUUAUUCAUAGAACUCUAGCGAAUUUAAAGAUUAAAGACAAUUGAAAUAUCAUUUUAAUAGCGAAUUAUUUACGUUCGCAUGUCCGUCGAAUUUUAUCAGCCAGGGAGAUUUAGAUUAUAUGAAAUGAUGAUUGAAUUAUUGAAUUUGUCUAGAUGAAAAAUCAUGUUAUUCUCUGUGUCCAUACCAACUCGUUUUGUGUUCCUAAAUAAAUGAUAAAUAACAAUAAUAAUAGUGAAUAAUGUCAAGGUAACGCCGAACUGUGUGAACAAAAAAAAAUUAAUGAUAAUUGAUAAAGAAAUCUCAAGUAACAAAUAGCGUCGAAAAAAUCAUGACCGAAAUGGCGCAAAGCUUUGACCAAUGUUCCAAUGAAUUUUAGUACUCUAGGUGGGAGGAUAUUCUUAAUAGUGAACUAAUACGUACGAUAAAUUUUAUUGAUAUAUUAGUAGUCCAAGCGGACAUUUUGCGUCAUCGCGGAACAAUUGAAACAAUUAAAUUGACAAAAAUCAAUCGUUUGAAUAAACAAAAUAUAAACAAACAUUGUCCGUAAGGAAAUGGUGAGCGGAACAAGUAGUUAUUAUGAAUUUCGAUGAUGUCGAAGCGAGAGAGUAAUUUCUCGUGGAAUUCGCAUCAUUUUUCAACAAACCCUUCCCAAUGAAAUUUGUGUGAAUUAUUGAUAAAUAAAAACGUGUGGAGAGUUAAUAAAAUCGAUCAAUCGUUUUGUUCUGCGUGAGGGAUACAUCUGCAAUUCAAGGAACAAUCCAAAAUUUCAUCGAUUAUUUGCAUUCUCGCGUUCUUCGUAUCUCGUUUCACACACGCUAUCCAUAUCGUGGAAUGAAACAAUAUGUACAUUCAUCUUUCAAUGGCGCAAACCAGCGGAAGAAUGGGAAUAAAUUUAUUUGAAUUUGUAGAGAACUGUUAAUCAAGAGAAACGUACGAUCAAUUUCUCACAUAUUCGAUGGCAAAUAACAGAAAUGAGAAUUCAAAGUGAUUAUGAAAUACCGAUAAUUCUCGUUUUUGUUUCUCCAACAUAACAUGCACUUAUCUAACAUUUUAAAUUAUCAAAAAUGUCAAAUUGUAAAUCCACGGUGUCUGCACUAUAAGAAUAUGGCCACAAAUUAUAUAUUGUAUGAGAUUACAGAACAUUCCGAGAAUACCCUUACUAGUGAGUAAUGAACGAUUGUAUGAUCCGUAAUGUGUGAUCAAUUUUUUGUAGUCUAUGUUGGAUAAUUUAAAAAUUCAUUGUUUUAUAA